Colias croceus (clouded yellow) is the source of this 1194-nucleotide messenger RNA. RefSeq names its product tumor suppressor candidate 3 (gene Ostgamma). The transcript is spliced from 6 exons. NCBI's taxonomy places the organism in Eukaryota, Metazoa, Arthropoda, Insecta, Lepidoptera, Pieridae. Gene Ontology annotation, cellular component: oligosaccharyltransferase complex. The record is from RefSeq and is a predicted model, not a curated record. Bases 90 to 1082 code for a protein of 330 amino acids.
UUGUGACUUGGCUGGCGUUUGAUUAUUGGUUGAAUUUCGAAGCUGCUCUAAUUUAUUUUCAUACUAAUUUGGCGAAAUUGUAAAAUAAAAUGAAGUUCAAAUUCUUACUUUCCUUCUGUGUUAUUCUUACUUAUUCAAAUACAUAUGCGCAGAAUCGUGGAAAGUUGGAAGAGAAGGUCCAGCAACUAACAGAUUUUACGGCGAAGACUUCAAUAAUACCUUUAAACGUGAAUAGGUUUAAGGACUAUGUGAAAUCACCACCAAGGGACUAUUCGUUUAUAGUCAUGUUCACGGCUAUGGCACCCUCUCGUCGUUGCGCUAUUUGUCAGCACGUAUAUGACGAGUAUUUGUUGGUAGCCAACUCGUUUAGAUACUCUCAAGCUUAUACCAACAAACUGUUCUUUGGUAUGGUAGACUUUGAUGAAGGUUCUGCUAUUUUCCAAAUGUUGAGGUUAAACACUGCCCCUGUGAUAAUGCAUUUCCCAGCGAAGGGUAAGCCAAAACCGGCAGACUCCAUGGACUUUGAGAGAGCUGGUAUUCACGCUGAGGCUAUUGCCAAAUGGAUCAAUGAUAGAACUGAUGUUCAGAUCCGCGUCUUCCGUCCACCAAACUAUUCCGGUGCAGUCGCAUUCACUUUACUUUUCGUGCUCGUUGCUGCAUUCUUAUACCUCCGUCGUAACAACCUAGAGUUUCUAUACAAUAAGCAAAUGUGGGCGGUGUCCGCUCUGUUCUUCUGCUUUGCUAUGGUAUCUGGACAGAUGUGGAACCAGAUAAGAGGUCCACCGUUCUUCCACAAGACCAAAACUGGCCCGGUUUAUAUAAACAGUGGAUCGCACGGACAGUUCGUUUUGGAGAGCUAUAUUGUUGCGGCUUUGAAUGCGGCCGUAGUUGUCGGUAUGAUAUUAAUGAUUGAAGCAGCGGGAGGAGUGAAAGGGACAGAGAUAAAGAGUCCACAAGAGGGAAAGAAACGGCGAUUCCAAUCUGUAGUCGGUCUUGUGCUGUUAUGUGUAUUCUUCUCCUUGCUUCUGUCUAUAUUUAGAUCGAAGACGCAAGGGUAUCCUUACAGCUUCCUGUUCAAAUAAGGUGAACUAUAGGGAGUAUUUUUGAACACUCCAAUAUUUAUUAUUCGUAAUAUUGUGUGCAAUGUAAGAGUUGAAAAUUUGUUUUUAGAAAAUAAAACUAAUUUUAACAGAA